AUGAACAACGAAGAAUAUAAUAUAUUAGCCCAACGACAGCACAGCAAAUAUUUUAUGCGGUUUUUAAAUGUUUUACCAUCAUCACUAUCUUCUCAUGAUACCACAAGGGUGACAAUAGCAUACUUUUCUGUAUCUGGACUUGAUGUGUUGGGGUCUCUGUCAUCAAUAUCUAUCGAACUUCGAAAUAGGAUAAUAGAUUGGAUAUAUAGGCUUCAGGUGCAACCUGAUAAAGAGACUGGCGAUAUGUCUGCGUGUGGAUUUCAAGGAUCUUCUACAGUCAAUAUAGAUUUUAAUGCAGAUAACAAACUGUAUAGAUGUGGGCAUUUAGCUAUGACAUAUACUGGACUCUGUAUUCUAUUAACAUUAGGUGAUGAUCUGUCAAGAGUUAAUAGGAAAGCUAUAAUUGAAGGUGUUAAGGCGCUACAGACAGAAGAGGGUAACUUCUCAGCGACGCUAUCUGGCUGCGAAUCGGAUAUGCGUUUCGUUUAUUGCGCUGCUUGUAUAAGUUAUAUGCUAAAUGACUGGUCCGGUUUUAAUAUCAAGAGAGCCACAGACUAUAUAAUGAAAUCCAUAGCAUACGAUUAUGGAAUUGCUCAAUUCCCCGAAUUGGAGUCGCACGGAGGAACGACAUUUUGCGCUCUGGCAACACUAAGUUUGACCAAUCAGUUAGACCAGUUAACAGAGGAGCAAAUAGAAGGGCUCAAACGCUGGUUACUUUUACGACAGAUAGACGGUUUUCAAGGCAGACCUAAUAAACCUGUAGAUACCUGCUACAGUUUCUGGGUUGGAGCGUCUCUGAAAAUAUUAAACUCAUUACAAUUAUCCAACUACGCGAGUAACAGAAGCUACGUUUAUGAGACUCAAGAUAUAGUUGUAGGUGGAUUCUCGAAAUGGCCGGACACUUGUACGGAUCCAAUGCAUACAUAUCUUGGACUAGCUGGGUUAAGCCUAAUAGGAGAGAGUGGUCUAUUAGAGAUAGUUCCAACGUUAAAUAUAACUAAACGCGCCCACGAUCAUUUGAAAUCCUUACAUGAGCAGUGGGCGAACGAAUCAUAG
Leptosia nina is the source of this 1056-nucleotide messenger RNA. The record is from the annotation of a GenBank genome assembly. Lineage: Eukaryota; Metazoa; Arthropoda; Insecta; Lepidoptera; Pieridae.